Exophiala xenobiotica is the source of this 1433-nucleotide messenger RNA. RefSeq lists its product as uncharacterized. Gene Ontology annotation, biological process: regulation of translational initiation. The transcript has a single exon. Lineage: Eukaryota; Fungi; Ascomycota; Eurotiomycetes; Chaetothyriales; Herpotrichiellaceae. The coding region runs from base 1 to 939 and encodes 312 amino acids. Gene Ontology annotation, molecular function: protein binding. Gene Ontology annotation, cellular component: cytoplasm. The record is from RefSeq and is a predicted model, not a curated record.
AUGUCCAAACCAUUCAUGUCUCAAGAUGAGAAGGUGACCUCUAAUGCGGCUCUUGCUGACGAGCUCGAGGCCUUGAAUUCGAUCUACAGUCCAGACACUCUUAUUCUGCAGGGUGUAUCCUCCACAGAAGUCACAGCAGCCCUUCGACUGCCCGAUCUGCCCUUCUCAUUCCUCGUCUCAUUCCCGUCCGACUAUCCUACUAAUGCUCCUCCUACGAUCACUGGCACGCAGUCGACCGGCGAUAGUGGAAGAGGUGAAGGAGAAGUGGCCGUAAGCGUUCUACGCGACGUGCUAGGAAGAGUUUGGAUACCCGGUCAGGUGUGUCUGUUCGAUCUGGUAGAAGAAGCAGGGCCUCUUCUCCAGCAACAGCAUACAAAGCACCAUUAUGGCACGGCUCAAGAUCACACCGCAGAUGUUGCGCAUAGGUCCGCCUCACCUAUCAUACCUGAACGCGUUGAGCACGACCUGAUUUCAGACGCAGCCUCAUCAAAUAUUGCUCCGCCUCCCUGGGCUCUUUCAGAGCCGUUGACUUUCAACAAAUCAACCUUUAUCGCCCGAGCAUGCCAUGUAUCGACGUUGCCUGAGGCUAUGGACUCUGUUUCCCAUUUGCUGUCAACGAACAAGAAGGUUGCCGCGGCAACUCAUAACAUUACAGCCUGGAGAAUAAAGACCACAAAUGCGCAGACAGGGACGGCAACUACUAUCCAGGAUUCUGACGAUGAUGGUGAGUCGGCGGCAGGAGGAAGACUGCUCCAUCUCAUGCAGUUGAUGGAUGUCUGGAAUGUGAUUGUCGUCGUCACCCGAUGGUAUGGAGGAGUCAAGCUGGGCCCUGAUCGAUUCAGAUUGAUCAACUCUGUGGCCCGGGAGGCGCUGGUCUCAGGAGGCUUUGCCAAAGAAGAGGGCGAAAAGACGAAAGGCAAGGCCAGAGGCAAGAAAUAGAGGACCCUCGGAGCUGCUGUUGGUCCUUGUCCAUCGGACGUUAUCUGACUUACCAUCUCGAGCAUAUUGGUAAGAUCGACCUGGCUACUACAGCUUUUAUCCUCCAACAUAUUAUAUAUCAUUUGCCCGAGCAUUUUCGGUUCCUCGAGUUGACGAUCAACUUAUUGGGGCUGUUUGUGAUGCACCAAAUGGGCAAAGACGACACAUCGCAUGGUGAGCACAAGUAGCUCUCUGGUAGACUCUGAGUGCUACAAUUAUGCUUCAUGUCUUUGGAGCGCGAUCGAACGAUAUCUAGAUAUUCCGAUAUCAAGGCCCGGCUCCUGGAUAUCGGAAACUGGCAAGCGAGGCUGCCGCGCGCAACUACGCUGACUUUGACACCAGCGCGAGCGUGGAUCGUAGUCCCCUGGAGGUCGAAACUCAUUUGUAACGAGUUAGUAGGUAGAAUCGACAAACCCGACGAGAUAGAUUAGAGAAAGAAAGUAUAUCGUGUACAG